AUGGCAUCCCCGCCAAAAUAUAUGGAUCCGAAAGCGCAGGUCGCCUCGAAAGAAAAACCAUAUAUUAGUAUAUUCACCGAAUUAGAUAUCGAUGGCGGACCAUCACAAAGACCAUCAUCAGCUUACAUCAAGAAUCCGCGUAAUAUAUGUUUUGACGAUAUACUUGAAGUGAGGAAUUCUGAUGCUCGUCUUGAUACAAAGGUACUAAGAAUGAUAGUAAGGAAAGAUCGGGAUGUACUUGUUUGA
Messenger RNA from Sclerotinia sclerotiorum 1980 UF-70, 246 nucleotides. RefSeq lists its product with no specific name. Bases 1 to 246 code for a protein of 81 amino acids. The record is from RefSeq and is a predicted model, not a curated record. The transcript has 2 exons. NCBI's taxonomy places the organism in Eukaryota, Fungi, Ascomycota, Leotiomycetes, Helotiales, Sclerotiniaceae.